This is a messenger RNA of Crotalus tigris (Tiger rattlesnake), 3391 nucleotides long. It is a transcript of the gene IL27RA, whose product is annotated as interleukin 27 receptor subunit alpha. Gene Ontology annotation, cellular component: interleukin-12 receptor complex; interleukin-23 receptor complex; external side of plasma membrane. NCBI's taxonomy places the organism in Eukaryota, Metazoa, Chordata, Lepidosauria, Squamata, Viperidae. Gene Ontology annotation, molecular function: cytokine receptor activity; interleukin-12 receptor binding; interleukin-23 binding. The coding region runs from base 744 to 2735 and encodes 663 amino acids. Gene Ontology annotation, biological process: cytokine-mediated signaling pathway; positive regulation of activated T cell proliferation. The transcript has 16 exons. The record is from RefSeq and is a predicted model, not a curated record.
UGUUAUCUUUUCCAGUUCUUUCUCGUUAUUGUUAUUAUUAUUAUCCCGAGCCUAAAGCCCGAGGGCGUGAGUAAAUCCCGCUGCCUGUGCUGCUUCUCAUUAGCCGCCCAAGUUCCUCUUUUACGCCGGCCUUACGUUCCUCUUUUGGUCUUUGGAGAGCGCGGCAUGCAGGAAGGAAGCAGGCGGCUUCCUCUUUCGUCUCAACCCUUUGUGAUAAACACGGUCUGCAUCAGAAGAGGAAAUAGAAAUAAUCUGCGAGCAGCGGUCGCCCCUCUAUCCGCCUCCCCUCCACAGCGGCUGGGCCGAGGGCGGAGCAAGCGCGGCGCGCGGCGUUCGGGGCCCUGGAGCGACUAGGGUAGCUUCACGCGCCUGGCGCGGCGCCGUCCGGGAAGCGUUGAGUCAACUCGCGACAGUCUUUUCUUUGCGGUGCUGGGAAAUAUUCAGGAUGGGGAGCGCUGGCAGCUGAUGGUGCAUUGUAAGUUACCAUGUGAGGACAGGAAGACCUGGAGGAACAUUGUCUAUGGGUCGGACACGACUUCGCAAUUAACAACAACGUUACCAUGUGAUCUUGGGCACAUCGAACAUAAGGAAUACAUCCUAUCAACCAGUUUCUCCAAAUCCAGAUCUAGAUUAUGUUCCCAUCCUAUGACAUUCAGGAAGCUACUGAAGACCUAUCUGUUCUCCCAGGAGGCUGAGCAUUUCUCCAGGUGCUCCUCCAUCAUAUCACUACUUGAGUUAGCAUCAUGAGAAACAGAUGGGAUGCUGCAGGGUUGCUACUCCUAGCCUUCAAGGUCUCUAUGCUGAAAAAAGGUGACCCAGAUGCCACUAUGGGCCUGCAGUGCUUCCAACCAUUUUUCAGCAACUUUGUGAACUGCAGCUGGUUGACCUGGGAAUCUCAAAAUGCUAACGCCACCUAUAUCCUUCACUACCAGAGCCUAAAAUUUAGCAAAAUGCUGCUACAUCUUGGCCAAGUGCACUUAGUGAUAGCCCAGACGGGACAGAACUGGCUGCUUAUUGAACGAAGAAACCUGACACAUGGAGACAAAUACAGUGUCUGGAUGGAAGUUCACAGUGCAGCCGGGAUUGCUGUCUUCAAGAAAUUAACCUUCAGCCUGGAUGAAAUAGUGAAGCCUUGUCCUCCUGAAUUGGAUCACGUAGAACAGGAUUGCUCUGAAGCCAUAGUGACAUGGAAAAACCCUCACUGGUCUGAAUUGCAUAGUGACCAACCUCUCACUUAUGCUAUUCGAUACAAGAUAUCCACAGACCAUGAAUGGACCUAUCUGCAGGAGGCCCAUCUAGACCAAGAAAAUCAUGAAUUCUAUGACCUGAAACCAUUCACCUGCUAUGAAGUGCAGGUACGGUGCAUCCCAGAAAAUAAAAAAGACCUUUGGAGCGAAUGGAGUUCUUCCAAAUCCUUCUGUACCUGUGAGGCUGCUCCUUUGGGUCAAGUUGAUGUGUGGCAAAAAGAGUGUGUUUCUGACCGCCAGAAUCAAAGCUGUUUCUUGCUCUGGAAGGCACUGGAUCCAGAAGCAGCCCAGGGAAAGAUCCUUGAUUAUGAAAUUAUCUUCCAGGACCACAGCAAAACACUCUACAGAAUGAAUUACAAUUGCUGUCAGGCUUUGAUCCCUAUCGGUGCACAAUACGUCUCAAUAGCAGCCCGCAAUUCUGUUAAGAAGACACUCUGGGCUAAUCUCAGCUUGGAGAAAACAGAGCUCCCAGGCCCUGAGGAGGUGACAGUAGUGGCAUCAGAAGGUUUGGGUCUCAACGUGACAUGGAAGCCCAGCAUGGAUUCUCAUUGGGUUCAGCCUAAGGAAUAUGUGGUCGAGUGGAGAAAAGAGAUUGCUGAUAGUGCGGGAGAGUUGCUGAACUGGACUCGCACACUUGGAAGCAGUACCAGUGCCCUAUUGAGAGGCAAUUUCAGUUCAAAGGUACCAUACCUUGUGUGUGUGUAUGGUUUGUAUGCUCAUGGGAGAACUGCCUCAGACUCUGUACGUGCCUAUUUCAAAGAAGAAGUACCAUCAGCUGGUCCCCAAGGACUGCAAGACGAAAGACUCUCAUCCACUGCCACUUCCAUCUCUUGGGAGGAGAUUCCCUUGGCAGACCGCAAUGGGCAUAUCAUACACUAUAAACUUUACCUGAAACAUCUCCGUUCAGACAGCCUUAUGGUUCACAAGCCCAUUAGUGCUACGGAAAGAAAUUACACUCUCUCAGAUCUGGAGCCAGGAACAACCUACCAGGUCUGGAUGACUGGCUCUACAUCGGCUGGAGAGGGUGCAGCCAGUGCCGUGCAUCACUUCAGUACAUCAGUUUCUCAUUGGCAGAGCAUUGUGAUAGUUUUCUCACUUGUGGUCAUCCUGAUUACAAUGGGGUCCAUUAUGGUGCUGCUUAAAUAUAGAAGGCUACUGAGCUUCUGCCAUAAGGUCCUGCCUCGGUGGUGUUGGGAGAAAAUUCCAGAUGCAAAACACAGUGGGAUUGCUGUGGAGAUGAAUGAAGAGAGCACUGCGCCGGCCAUGGAUGUCCUGAUCAAGUGUUCUACCCAGUUGCCAGAAAUUAUGGACAUUGCUGAGAUAUUAGAACAAAUCCCUGAGCCAUCUCCACCACUAGCAAGACCAAAUGCCAUGGUGAUUUCUGGUUAUGAAAAACGAUCUCUUCCUACUCAAGAGGAAAUUCUGAAUUGGAUUGAGCAGGAAAGAAACAAUUCUCCAUUUUCUGGACUCAGAGAAAGGGAGACAUGAUCCUUUUGGGGUCAUUUGCUCAGCUGCUACUUCUGAUCCAGCUGCAGAUCCAAUUUCUCUCGGAAGGAUCAUUCCUUGGGCUUUUGAAGCUCCUACGGUGCCUCUGGAUGAAAUGACUGAAAUGUCUCUUAAUAUCCUUUGAUCUGCUUAAAACGAACAGGGCAAUGAAUUUAAGCCAGAGACUACAGUGACCUGAUCCAGUCUCCAAGGUCUUCAAGACUCUCUUGCCGAGAGGCUUCUGAGGUCACUUCUGAUCUUUAGCAUAUCUCCAGAAUAUGGAGUUGCUGUUUGUGCUGGAUGACGGGUCCUUUCUUCAAAGAUGUCUAAUCAGACUUUUUCAUAAGGUGCUAGAAAAAGGGCCUUUGUGACUAUAGCCCAGCAGCUGUGAAAUUCCCCAGGCUGGAACUGGGGAAACCUACUUUUUUUACUUUCUACCAAGAAGGUCUGUAAAUUUUUACUUUUUAAAGGGUAGAGUAAUUCCCAUCACCCAAAAGUUAUAAAUUGUUUCAGUAUACUGGCUGAGGUGCUGGAUUAACAACUGGGAGGCCAUGAGUUCUGGUUCUCCUUAGCCUGGGUGAUCAAUCACUCUCUUUUAGUGCAACCCAGCUUGCUGGGAAAAUAGGAAUAAGGUUUAAUAAAUAUUUGUAUAUAAUCCA